UUGUUUUUAAAAUGCAAGGUAAUUUCCAUGUAUUUAUUUAUCUCUAAAAUGUGGUAGAUAAGCCAAGCAUCUGGAGGAAGGUGCUUCAGGAAGGUUUUAUUAGCUGUUGACUUGGAAGGUGAUCAUGGUAGGGAAAGGGGAGUAUGGUGAGCUGCCUGCUGAGGAAAACCAGGCAACACCAGGUUUGUGAGGAUGUGCCCCACCCUUUCUCUGUGUGCCAGCCCCUCUUGCUAAAAGCAGGGAGGCCUGCUGGUAAGAUUUCUUAGAAUCUCAGCCUCAGAGGAACCUCUCUAGGGACAACUGACCUCACACUGGGAACUUGAUUAUGCAGAUCCUGGCAGGCCUUGCAGCAUCUGGACUGCUUACUGAAACAGCUUAGAAAGGGAGUCUCUCUCUUUCAUGAUCAUCUGUGUUUGCUUUUCCCUACCAAAGAAGAGCCAGUGAGGCCCCAGCCCUCGAAGUCCUGAACAGCCUGAAUCCUGAGGCUAUUCCUUCUCCAAAACACAUUCUGUAACUAACAAGGAACACAGAAACAGCAUGGAGAAGAAUAAAGAGAAAAACUUAAAAAUUUCAAUAUGCAAAAACGCCUGUUUUGAUGGGUGAUGUGGUGAACACUGAGUUCACUUAAAAGCAUUAUAUUGGUUGGGCAGUGAAUAUCUUUGUUACCGGAAAUAAUAUGUUUUGUCUUCCUGGCCUAUUCAAGGAGGGAUCAGCAAGUAUUUGGGGCAUGGAAGAAAUGUACUCAUAGACCCUUUUGCCUGAAUCUGACUCAAAUUUUCCAGUGAAGCAGAAAGGAGGAAAUAUCACAUCCCCAGGCACAUCUGAAGACAGUGGAAGGAGACACGAUGAGUCGAGAAGAGGUGGAAGAGGAGGCAACCAGGAUUCAGGUAAAAGGAGACUUGGAGAUGAAGAAGGAGGAGGAGAUCUGUGAGGCCGGAGAGCUUGGUCUGUUUGUGAGUAUUGUGCCCACCCUGAUACCCCACAACAAGGGGAUCCGGAUUUCUGAAGCAUGGGAGUAUUUCCACCUGGCCCCUGCUUGUGCUGCUCACCAUCCCAACCAGUAUGCCACCUGCCGCCUGUGUGGCAGGCAGGUGAGCUGUGGUCCUGGGGUUAGUGUGGGCACCACCGCUCUUUGGAAGCAUCUGAAAAGCAUGCACAGGGAGGAGCUGGAGAAGAGUGGCCACUGCCAGGCGGGGCAGCGCCAGGACCCACGGCCCCCAGGGCCCCAGCUCCCCGUGUGCAUCGAGGGAGACUGGGGCAGGUUCCUGGAGCAGGCCAGCGCCCUGGCUUUGUGGGCCAGCCAGAGGGAAAAGGAGGUACUUAGGAGGGAGAGGGCUGUGGAGAGACGUGAGCACGCCUUGGAGGAGGUGGAAAGGGCGAUCCUGGAGAUGAAGCUGUUGUGGUAUGACCUAAUCAAUAUAAAACAUAGACAAACAAUUUAAAGAUGUCUGUAGCAUGAUAAUAAGUAUGUGUAAAAACCUAUAGGUUAACUAUAGUCAUAAAGAAGCAUUAAUAUAGGUUAAGUUACAGGACAGAGAUAGCUGCAUAAGACAAUUAUAAGGUUAAGAACUGUUAUAGGAUUGCGUAAGUAAAGCAUAACCGAAGUGACUCUAUUUUACUGCUUCUGUAAAAAAAAAAAAGUAAAAUACCGUUACAAGGACUGUUUCUGAGAAAUAGAAAUAAAAAAGCUGUCUUCUUGAAAAAGUUAUUUUUCUGUACUUUGUACCCCACAAAAUGUGCUCCCUGCAAGAUAUGGUGGUCUCAGUGAUCUUUAUGGCUUUGAAGUAGAUUCUCGCCCCCUGCUCAAACCCAAGAUGUGGUUGUCUGACUCUGCUCUGCUAACUGCUUUUUAUCCAGCUCUGUAGUCUGCUUGCUUGCUACCAGGAAAAUUCCAUGAGAUAUAAUCUUCCCCCUUAAAUAUUCAAGCCACAGGCCAGUUGGGUGCUAUUCUCCCACAGAGGUUGAGUCUCUCAGGGGAAUCAGUCCCUGGCUAGGUAAUAAAGCUCUCUUUUGUUUGAAUUCAGACUUUGAGUGGUUUCUGAGCAUCUCCCUAUAACACAGUGCAAGGUGAAGGCUGAGAAGGAGGCAGGCCAACGUGGAGAGAAGGACCUGCGAUGGCUGCACAUCCUUUCCAUUUUCUUUAAAUCGUGUUUAGGGGAAUCUCUUUUGAAAAUUCUGACUUCUCCAUUUUAGUUCCAGCUCAAACAUGAAGCGUGGUUUAGUGGCAUUUCUGUUUUUAAGAAAAACAGUACAUAGUGUGAUUCAUCUCAACAGGUCUGAGUGGACCAAAUGCCUAUCUAUAGGGUUCCUAGUGUUUGCUGACCCUUGGCAAAAACCUCAAAAUGUAUUAACUAAAGAUAAAAGUAGUUUUGCGACCAUGUACUUGUGAGUUGUUUCAGGGCAGGAUGUAGUAGACUGUCAGUAUUGUUUAGUAAAAAUAACUGGAUUUAUGCCCUGCACUUGUUUUCAGUGGAGCAAAGUUGGGACAGUUGAGGCUGGGCAGGGAGCUGGAAAGUCCACCUGAGCAGCUCACCUCAGAGACGGUAGGAGAGCAAAACCAGACUCCCUGGAAGGGGGCUGUUUGCACACAACCUGUUGGUGACUUUACAGCUGAUUCUGUGUGAUCCCCAGUGGAAGGACAAAGGCUCCAGCCCAAGCCCUCUGGACACUUGCAGUGCAUCUCUUUCUCCAGUGGUUAUGUGUUUUGCCAUCUGCUUAGAUUAAAGCUGCUUCAUUAGUAUUA
Molecule: messenger RNA, 2743 nt
Organism: Marmota flaviventris (yellow-bellied marmot)
Lineage: Eukaryota; Metazoa; Chordata; Mammalia; Rodentia; Sciuridae
Source: RefSeq, a predicted model, not a curated record